This is a messenger RNA of Volvox carteri f. nagariensis, 1760 nucleotides long. RefSeq lists its product as uncharacterized. Gene Ontology annotation, cellular component: cytoplasm; intracellular anatomical structure. The transcript has 10 exons. Gene Ontology annotation, biological process: pentose-phosphate shunt; carbohydrate metabolic process; pentose-phosphate shunt, non-oxidative branch. NCBI's taxonomy places the organism in Eukaryota, Viridiplantae, Chlorophyta, Chlorophyceae, Chlamydomonadales, Volvocaceae. The coding region runs from base 160 to 1320 and encodes 386 amino acids. Gene Ontology annotation, molecular function: transaldolase activity. The record is from RefSeq and is a predicted model, not a curated record.
CUUGGCGAUUCGUGAGAUUCUGAACCCAACGACAAUUGGUUCCCGUUUCGGACCUUCCGAAAGCGGAAAGGACGCUCUCCGAGUGCAUCCCCUCCCGAACAGACACCUGCUGCAGACAUAAGCGACAGGUAAAUUCCAUCGCUUACGGCACAACAGCAAAUGGCUCUCCUCCGCAGCCAACCAGCGACAGGGCGGGUGCUUCUGCGCGGAGAUGCGCCUGUCAUCGCAGCUCCUCGUCCUCUCUGCGUACGCAACAUUUCGGCAUGCGCAUACCUCGAAGAGAAGGCCCCGCCUUCGGGCCCUUCUGCCAAGCCUUCCCAACCGAUUUUUCACAAUCAACUCGAAGCUCUCAAAAGCAUGUCGGUGGUCGUUGCUGAUACGGGUGAGCUGGAGCUGGUGAAGAAGUACCACCCGCAUGACUGUACCACCAAUCCCAGCCUCGUGUACAAGGCCCUUUCCAUGCCGGAGAACCGGCACUACCUAGAAAAGGCUCUGGCGCAGGACAAGCGGUCACCUGAGCAUGCCAAACCCGGCGUCGUACGGCCGUACUCAGGAGUUGCCGACCAGCUAUCUGUUGAUUUGGGUUGCGAGCUGCUUAAGGUCGUACCCGGACGGGUGUCCACCGAAGUGGACGCUCACUUGUCGUACUCCAUGCAGGCGACGGUUGACAAGGCUCUGCGGUUAAUGGAGCUGUAUGCGGCUCACGGCAUUGAUCCCUCACGUAUUUACAUUAAACUGGCCUCUACCUGGGAGGGCAUUGAGGCGUGUCGCCGCCUUGAGCGCCAAGGAAUCAACUGUAACAUGACGCUGCUCUUCUCAUUUGCCCAGGCGGCGGCUUGUGCGGAUGCAGGUGCAACCCUCAUCUCGCCGUUCGUGGGCCGCAUCAUGGAUUGGUACAAGGCCAAGGAGGGCCGGGAUUUCGCCCCCAGCGAGGACCCUGGCGUCCUGUCCGUUCGGCGGAUCUACAACUAUUACAAAGCCCAUCAUUACAAGACCAUCGUUAUGGCUGCUUCCUUCCGCAACGUGGGCGAGAUUCGCGAGCUCGCCGGCUGCGACAAGAUCACCAUUUCGCCGAACCUGUUGGACGAGCUGGAGAAGAGCACUGCUACCCUGGACCGCAAGCUGAGUCCCGACCGGGCCUCCACCGAUGUGAUGAAGCUAUCCAACAUGCACGAAGACAUGUUUAACAAGCUGCACGGGUCCGACCAGAUGGCUGUGGAGAAGCUUAAGCAAGGCAUCGAAUUGUUUGCUGCGGACCAGAAGAAGCUGGAGGACUUACUGGCCAGCAUUGCUAUGGCCAAGGUCAAGGAGAAUCACUGACAGGGACGCGUUUGCCUGGGUGUGAAAUCAUUUUGUGCCUUCAGACGGUCAUAGGCACCGUGGCUGCUUGAACGGCGAUUAUUUUGAUUGUAUGGAAUCGUGGAUGAAUGUGUAUGUAUGUAUGUAUGAUGUGUACAUGCUCUUGUCGGCAUGAUUGAGUCUCUUGUUUGGUAGGGCCACCAGGAAAGAGUGAAACACGCUCGCCAACACAAUACAUAGUGAUUUCAAUCUGGAAUGGCGCCGACAGGUAUGCAACUAAUAAAAACAAGCCAGAAAAAGCCAAUUGCUUACGACGUUGACAUGCACGUUGCGCAUGUCCAUAUUGGCAACGCAGCGUGGCUAACUUCGGGGGUGCCAUCUUGUUUCGAGAAGGGAAGGGUGUUAAUCUGAAUUAGCAGAGACGUGACAUGUAAUUAAUGUCGCAUGAGUCUGCUAUCACA